Messenger RNA from Pleurotus ostreatus (oyster mushroom), 1230 nucleotides. RefSeq lists its product as uncharacterized. NCBI's taxonomy places the organism in Eukaryota, Fungi, Basidiomycota, Agaricomycetes, Agaricales, Pleurotaceae. The transcript is spliced from 9 exons. Gene Ontology annotation, cellular component: membrane; GPI-anchor transamidase complex. Gene Ontology annotation, biological process: attachment of GPI anchor to protein; protein localization to cell surface. The record is from RefSeq and is a predicted model, not a curated record. Bases 1 to 1230 code for a protein of 409 amino acids.
AUGUCAAAACUCUCGAGCAGCCUUGGAUUUGUAGUCCCGGCUAUCUCGACAUGCAAAUUUCUGGCGUACUUGACGGGGAUCUCUGAUAUCCUAAUACACGACCAGCAACUAUCUUCACCGUUAACGUCCUACUUUCGCCUUCAGGAAGGGGUCCAUCUUUUCCAAAGCGGGAUUGAUCCAUAUGAUGGGGGAUCGUUUCACCAUUCACCACUAUUGCUCGCGCUGUUUGAUACAGUGAUUCCGGCGUCGCGGCUAGCGGCGUACGUUCUCUGGUGUCUAUGCGAUGCACUUGCUGCCCUGACACUGGCAAAAAUAUGGCGGUCGCGACAGCGAGUCGCCCAAAGUUCCAGAGAUGCCCUGAUCGCUUCUAUUUAUCUAUUAAACCCGUACCUCUUAUUGCCGUCUCUCGCACUGUCGACGUCAACCAUUGACAACGCCUUCACCCUACUCUCCCUGAGCUACGCCUGCCAAGGUAAUGCCUCCGCAUCCCUUCUCUUGUUGGCGCUCCUGGUCCACAUGUCACCGUCGUCGAUCCUGAUUCUCGCGCCGGUCAUCCUUCUGCUCCUCAGCGACCCCCUCUCACAUUUGGCCUCCCCCAAACCAUUCCCGACACGGUUAAACCGCGCAAUCCCCCUCCUGUUUACCUUCAUAAUAUACAUGGGCGUCUUGGCGGUAGCGUCCUGCAUUGCUGCCGGUAACUUGCUGUGGAUUAGCCGGUCUUGGGGAUCAAAUUUGAUGCUCCCCGACUUGACACCCAAUCCAGGGAUGUGGUGGUACUUCUUCACGGAGAUGUUUGAUCAUUUCCGGCCCUUUUUCCUUAUGGUGUUCUCUGUCCAUCUACUGAUCUACAUCGCUCCAAUCUGCAUCAAAUUCCAGUAUGACCCUCUUUAUGCAGGCUUCCUCCUUCUGGGCGUAUUAGGCACCUUCAAGGCCUAUCCAACUCUAGCAGACCCAGGCCUGUUCCUUAGCAUGAUAUCCUUGUUCCCAGAAGUAUACCCAUACUUCCGCCACCCUAUUGUUACGGCGCUGCUUCACAUCCACUCCGCAUUGCUCCUCCCCCUCUUCAACCGCCUUUGGCUAACCCAAGGAACGGGCAAUGCAAAUUUCUUCUAUGCCUCAACUUUGGUUUUCGCCUGCUCGAACGGGGCAGCCCUGAUCGACUGUAUAUGGGCCGGAUUGAGGAUAGCGGUCGGAGAGGCCAAGGAAGGGGACCAUGUGGUGCAAGAGUAG